UCACAAUCUCGCGAGAUGAACUUUCUGACGUCUGGAUUAGCUAUCCGGCAGGAGUUGAGGAGCUAGACCUUAACGGGGCUGAGGGACUUUUAAACAGCGAUCGGGGACUGCUGGCUGUGUUAAGAAAAUCGGGACUGUCCCGGAAAAAGCGGGGCUGUUGGGCGGUGGUGGGUAGCGUGAUGCUUACAUUGGCAAGCAAGCUGAAGCGGGACGAUGGUGUCAAAGGAAGCCGAACUGCUACCACAACCUCUGAUUCAACUCGCAGAGUGUCUGUCCGUGACAGAUUACUUGUGAAAGAAGUGGCGGAGUUGGAGGCAAAUUUGCCAUGUACCUGUAAAGUAAACUUUCCCGACCCCAACAAACUGCAUUACUUCAAUCUGACUGUGAGUCCAGAUGAAAGCUAUUACCAAGGAGGGCGAUUCCAGUUUGAAAUUGAGGUUCCAGAUGCCUAUAAUAUGGUGCCUCCAAAGGUGAAAUGUUUGACAAGGAUCUGGCAUCCAAACAUCACAGAGACAGGAGAAAUUUGUUUAAGUUUGCUAAGGGAGCAUUCGAUUGAUGGAACGGGUUGGGCUCCAACAAGAACUUUAAAGGAUGUUGUGUGGGGAUUGAACUCCUUGUUUACAGAUCUAUUAAAUUUUGAUGAUCCUUUAAACAUUGAAGCAGCAGAGCAUCAUUUGAAAGAUAAGGAUGAGUAUCGGAAUAAAGUUGAGGAUUACAUCAAGCGUUACGCCAGAUGAUGUCACUGACCUCAUAUUCAAGCUCGGAUCCCUAUCAUGGUGAGACAGCCCACCAGCCUCUGUAAAGUCUCCAGAGCUGGAUAGGGGAGGAAACUGGAGACCCCUGGACAAGUUCAGUGUCUUCCUCCCCCCAAAGACUGAAACAAACACUUUAUACCUCCAGCUCCUGCACUUCUUUCCCAGCUCACUGCCACCGGGACCUGAAAAUACAACUUUACCUGUACCCCUCUUGGUUUAGCUUCUGAUGUGUGUGCUUUCUCCAGAGGGGUAUUGUAUUGUCUUUAAUCUGCAAUAAGUUACAACAACAAAAAAUCUUUAAAAAAAAAGUUUUGCUUGAAAUAAAGUAUGAAAAUAAGAGACAGUCACAAGCACUGCAUAUAUUGCAGGCCAUAUGCUAAGCCUCCAUACCAGGUUCAUUAGCAUCAGACAGUCACACUUUAGCAUUGGAUGGAGCCGGCUUUGCCAAUCUUGGUAACACAAAGAUAUUACAUGUCAAGGAAUAAUACUUUGGGUUAAAUUCCACAAAGUUUGCAGUUCAAGAAUUCCUUUGUGGAACUUCUCAAACUGAACCAUACCAAUAAAUCUAAACCCAACGACGCCCCUCUCCACCCCACAGUGAAAGCAGUUAGGGACUGAGUCACAGAGGGAGCUCAAAUUGACAUAACAAACCUCAACCAAAAGUAGAUAUCCCCCUAAAUAUUAUAUAACCUCUAUUGUGGGAGUCAUGUGCAAUGCUCUUCAACAUAUGGAAUUGUGCAUAUUGCAAUAUAUGCCGACUGCUUUCAAAUAAACCUGAGGAAUAUGUUUUAACCUUAAGAAAGCCACAUGUUCUCUUGGAAAUUGUAUCUGCACCCUGUAAUGUACAAUAUGAGUAAUAUAAAUAUAUGAAUUUGAUCUAUCUUUGCACUGGCAUGAAACCGAGGUGUGUUAUUUCUUCUAGAUUUCCAGGGACUCUCAAAAUCCACAUUACACAGCUCUCAAAGAGAAACUUAAGACAUUUGUUGUCUGCUAUGGGAGACUUAACCUUCAGGCCAUUCUAACAUUAGUGCAGUAUACCAGGGAUUGACAGGCGUAUGUUGCUCCAUCUGUUGUGCUUCUGUAGAGUUUGAUAUCCCUGUUUAAUUUUGCCUUUACUUCCUGCAGAAACAGCUAUACAAAGUAAGGAAUGCGUCCAUUUAUUUAGAUAGUGUUAACUGUGCCAGAUCCAUAGAAUAAUGUGCCACUGACAUUACUAAUUCUCACCCCCUGAGAUUGUGUUGUUAUCAUCUAAGGAGCAUCUCCAUUCUGCCACAUACAAGGGUCUUUUGGACUUCAACAUCUUUCUGAAGAACAGAGCUCAACUUCAUUUACUGUACUGUCAGUUGGUUACUCUGGAAGAAUGGCAGAGAAUUAAAUAAAAGCCAUGCAUUGUUCCCUA
This is a messenger RNA of Xenopus laevis (African clawed frog), 2154 nucleotides long. It is a transcript of the gene ube2f.L, whose product is annotated as NEDD8-conjugating enzyme UBE2F. The record is from RefSeq and is a predicted model, not a curated record. The transcript is spliced from 10 exons. Gene Ontology annotation, molecular function: NEDD8 conjugating enzyme activity; ligase activity. The coding region runs from base 180 to 737 and encodes 185 amino acids. Lineage: Eukaryota; Metazoa; Chordata; Amphibia; Anura; Pipidae. Gene Ontology annotation, biological process: protein neddylation.